CAUCGUAUUUUAGUGCGUAGGAAGAACUGCCGGCUGAAGUUACGCACGCUGCCAAGAUGAUGGGAGCACCAGUACUUGUGUUGAGCCAGAAUAUGAAGAGGGAGUCGGGCCGUAAGGUCCAGAUGGGAAACAUAACUGCAGCAAAGACAAUAGCGGAUGUCAUCAGAACAUGUCUGGGACCAAGAGCCAUGAUGAAGAUGCUUCUCGACCCUAUGGGAGGUAUUGUCAUGACCAACGAUGGCAAUGCCAUCCUGAGAGAGAUCCAAGUGCAGCACCCGGCAGCCAAGACCAUGAUAGAGAUCAGCCGCACCCAGGAUGAGGAGGUGGGCGAUGGAACUACCUCUGUCAUCAUCCUUGCUGGUGAAAUGCUGUCAGUGGCAGAGCAGUUCCUGACUCAGCAGAUUCACCCCACAGUCAUCAUCAGUGCCUACAGACUGGCCCUGGAGGACAUGCUCGCCAUGCUCAAAGACAUCAGUACGCCCGUGGACCCUGACGACCGGGACGUCAUGCUGAAGAUCAUCAAGUCUGCCAUCAACACCAAGGCUCUGAACCAGUGGUCUGAGUUGGCGUGCAACAUCGCCCUGGACGCUGUGAGGACCGUGGAGAUGGAGGAGGCUGGACGCAAAGAGAUCGACAUCAAGAAUUACGCCAAAGUGGAGAAGGUUCCUGGUGGCAUCAUGGAGGAGUCCUGUGUGCUCAGAGGAGUGAUGGUCAACAAGGAUGUGACACACCCCCGCAUGCGGCGCCUCAUCAAGAACCCACGCAUCGUGCUGCUGGACUGCUCCCUGGAGUACAAGAAGGGAGAGAGCCAGACUGACAUAGAGAUCACACGGGAGGAAGACUUCUCCAGACUCCUGCAGAUGGAGGAGGAGUACAUCAAGCAGAUCUGUGAUGACAUCAUUCGCAUCAAGCCAGACCUCCUCUUCACAGAGAAGGGCGUCUCAGACCUCGCCCAGCACUAUCUGAUGAAGGCCAACAUCACAGCCAUCAGGCGUGUCAAAAAGACAGACAACAACCGCAUUGCCAGGGCCUGUGGCGCUCGCAUCGUCAACCGCACGGACGAGCUGCUCGAGGAAAACCUGGGCACGGGCGCCGGCCUGUUCGAGGUCAAGAAGAUCGGAGACGAGUAUUUCACCUUCAUCACCGAGUGCAAGGACCCCAAGGCCUGCACCAUCCUCCUGAGGGGAGCCAGCAAGGAGAUCCUGGCCGAGGUGGAGCGUAACCUGCAGGAUGCCAUGCAGGUGUGUCGCAACGUGCUGCUGGACCCCAGCCUCCUGCCGGGCGGCGGGGCGGUGGAGAUGGCCGUGUCCAAGCGGAUGAUGGAGCGCUCCCGCAGCCUGACGGGCGUGGAGCAGUGGCCGUACCGCGCCGUGGCCCAGGCCCUGGAGGUCGUCCCCCGGACGCUCAUCCAGAACUGCGGCGCCUCCACCAUCAGAGUGCUCACCUCCCUCAGGGCGAAGCACACCCAGGAGGGCAGCACCAACUGGGGGGUGAACGGGGAGACUGGCACCCUGGCGGACGUGAUGGAGCUGGGCAUCUGUGAGCCUCUAGCUGUGAAGGCUCAGACCUACAAGACGGCUAUGGAGACCGCUGUCUUGUUGCUGCGCAUCGACGACAUCGUCUCAGGACACAAGAGGAAGGGAGAAGAGAAGAGUGGGGUAGUGGAGUAGAGGAAGGCCUGGCUGUGGACUGGUGCAGGGCGUGUUCCACUGCGCCCUGUUGGAGAACUGUUCACCGCUGGCAUGGUUCUGUCUCUGCAACCUUGUGUGUCCAGAACAAAUGCUUCAUUCCACAUUGUAGCCAGUUACUGCUGUUACUUUUAGUGUUCUGCUAGAAAUGAGCAAUUGAAAUAAAAUGUUCUAAGGCUCA
This is a messenger RNA of Hypomesus transpacificus, 1869 nucleotides long. Its product is annotated as T-complex protein 1 subunit gamma-like. The record is from RefSeq and is a predicted model, not a curated record. Bases 57 to 1670 code for a protein of 537 amino acids. The transcript has 14 exons. Gene Ontology annotation, cellular component: chaperonin-containing T-complex. Gene Ontology annotation, molecular function: ATP hydrolysis activity; ATP binding; ATP-dependent protein folding chaperone. Lineage: Eukaryota; Metazoa; Chordata; Actinopteri; Osmeriformes; Osmeridae. Gene Ontology annotation, biological process: protein folding.